Molecule: messenger RNA, 8104 nt
Organism: Pseudopipra pipra
Lineage: Eukaryota; Metazoa; Chordata; Aves; Passeriformes; Pipridae
Gene: HCRTR2
Product: hypocretin receptor 2
Exons: 9
Coding region: 3942-5183 (413 amino acids)
Biological process (GO): circadian sleep/wake cycle process; feeding behavior; G protein-coupled receptor signaling pathway
Cellular component (GO): membrane
Molecular function (GO): orexin receptor activity
Source: RefSeq, a predicted model, not a curated record
GAAGGAGUAUUUGCACCCCAAGGAAUACGAAUGGGCGCUGAUCGCUGGCUACAUCGUCGUCUUCAUAGUGGCUCUCGUCGGGAACGUCCUAGCAGCUGAGUUACUGUCUGUUGCACAAGUGGAAUUUGUCAGAGAAGAACUACGAUGGACUGUUCCCCAGGGUAAGGAGAACUAGGAGCUGAGGCCAGCAGCAAGACUGACAGGGCACUGUGCUCACCAAUACAGUCUCACUGUGCCCAAGAGCUUGGUAGGUCUGGUAAUGUUUACCAGGUUUCAGUCACCUCCCAGCAAUCACCAGACAAAUCCAUAGUGACAAAGCAGGUCUAAGGUUAAGUCAGAAAGUCAAGUCAAUGGAUAAGGAUUACAAUCAAAUUCAGCAAGGCACAAGUGUACUUGCAACAUGGUCUUUGCCUGAGCUAAGUGUGAGAGCCUGAGCUUAAAUGCAGCUCCAAGGCAAAGAAGUGACCCACAGAGGAGUUCUCCAAAGGCUGUGUUCCCAGCAGCCAGAUGCUGCCCUGUAUCAGAGCUGGCCUACAGCAUGGGCACUAACCCCUGGGGUUGCAGAGCCUGGGGGUGCACUCAGCCCUGACAGAACUGUGCUCUGUCUACUGGUCCUUAGCACAGUAAGACUGCAAGGAUUUUAGCCCAGUUUGUGGAAUAUAAUACUGACAACGAAGAAUUCACGAUAGAGAUUCCGAAAUUGUAUAACAUGCAAGAUAUUUGCUGGAGCAUGCCACUAGCAUAGUGAAUUGUACUUUCUUUGUAUAUCCUAAAGAAAAGUCACUUUUACAUCUACAUUAGAAACAGACAUGGACAUGAAAAGGUUUUUCCUAGUGCAACUCCAUUUUACAGUGACUGACAGAUGCUUUUUUAAGCAUGCUGUUUCAAAAUUGCACAGCAUUUCAGCUGUGAAGCACACCUUGAUUUUAACGAUUCACGCGCAUUUAAAUUGAAUCAGUGAAGUGUGAAAUCUUUUUAUCAUAGCAUCAUGUACAGUAUGACAGCUAUAUUUUGGCUCUUCCAUCUGUAACAGGAAGUGUGCAUAAGGAUUUUGUAGGCUUUUUAUUGUUACUAUGGAUAGAAAAAUAGUUUUAUCAAUUAUUAUUAUGAAACAUCUGGUCAAUCAGUAUAGCCAGCUCUGCAGAGAUUACCAGGUUUGCCAAUUAAUACUGGCAAUGAUUUGUGUAUGUGUGUUUGUGUGUGUGGUGGGACACUGUAAAACCAAUUUGUCUGUGUUAAUCAAUGCAGUUAGAUUAGGAAAACUCUAUGAUGGUACCUUUUUCUUCCACCAGAGCUGACCAAAUCUGGCAUUUUGGGCAGUCUUUUUUUAUAGCAUAGCUGAUCUUCUGGUAAUAACUCCCAUUUCCAUUAGAUUGUUAAUUGCCUAAGAUUAUGUGAUGUGACUGAGUUAGAAAAUGAAUCCUGUGCUAAUUAGAUGGUUGUGCUAUUACUCUCAAUUGCAAUCUAUUGAAAUAAGCUUCCAGCACAGAACUCAGUUCUUGUUUUCUUUAACACCUAUUAUUAUUAAUUAUUAUUAAUAAGGCAGCACCUAAAAUGUAGAAUUAGGCUGGAGAACAUGAGUUGUCCACAGCCCUCAACUCUGAAGAUCUCUUAAGAGCUUCAGGACAAUAGAACACUUGGUAGCUAGAAAACAUCUCAGAAAAUACAUUGCUGCAAGCAAACUAGUUGCUGUAUAUCUGUUUUAUUUAUGUAGGCCCUCAUUGUGGUAGACAGUUCCCCAUUAGUACAUUUCAGUGAAGCUGAUAUUCAACAAAAUACUUUGAGAUUUCUUAUGUUCUGUGUUAUUCAACUAUAUUUUGUACAGUUUUGGUAUUUUACCUGUGUGAUGGAACCUAUGCAUAUGUAAUGGUUUAUGUGUGAUACAUAGGGAGCAUGACCUAACCACCUACUCCUUCUGUCAUGUUUCUAAGAAUUUGUUGACACACCUGGUGUUUCCUCUUCAUAAGUAGCUAUCACCUCACUGGUAGGCUGUGUAAUUCCUUUGCCCAAAGUAUUGUCUGUCUUUUCAGCUAUCGCAUCACAUAUUCAAGGACAGUUCUUAUCUGCUGGGCAUUGUUACCAGAUGUAGGAUUUUUUAAAAAUAUUCCCUUUAUAAUAAAUCUUGUAUUAAAAAGCGUCUUUUCUUUGUGUCAUUCUUUCUAUUACUUGUCAACAUAAACCAGGUUUCAUGUUGGUCUCCUUUUUUCAGAUAAGAUUAGUUAUGUAAAAAUGAAGUAAUGUUUGAACUUAGACCUUAAUAGUGGGUAAGAGAUGGACAGUCUAGGAAGCAGUAGAUAUCAUCUCCCUAUUCAAAGAAGAGAUCGCUUUGUGUUAGAUCUUUUGUUCUCAUUGCUAGUUUCAAAAACUGCUAAUUAAAUAUCCACUGCAAUAUAGUUAAUGUGCUUCUCUCCCCUUAACCAAGAUCAUCGAUGAAGUUAUUGAAAGACUCAUGGGAAGCCUUCCUCACACAAAUAAAAUAACCUUAGUCUUAGCCACCUAAUUUUUAGACUCUUAAGUCAAAGUAGGAGAAUCCUUAUUCAGGAAUCGGUCAUAAUGAAGGUAGUUUUAAGGAUAGCCUUUCUUCAGCAUUUCCACAGGGGCUCUAGCUCUCUAGAAUUCCAGUUGGCAGACUACCAACAGCCUUCCUUUAAAGAUGAUUGUGUUGCUCAACACCCCACCACUCAGAUAUUGAUUUGCAGCAGAUAGUAUCACUAAAAAAGAUCAAAAGGGAGAAUUCCAUAUGCAGAACCAAUUAAUUGUCAGGGGAAAACAAUUUCUUGGGGGGACAGGAGGUAGAGAAUAAAUAAUGUGUAACUCAAAUUUAUUUAUCACACUUUUUACCACUGUUUGACUGAAAAAUACUGUGAAGGAGUAAAGCUUUUUAGAAGCUUUCUGCCUCAUGCAUUUGGAGAUGUUGAGGACCAGUGCUUACAAUCACAACAUCAGUUCCAAAUAGCUGCUGGAUGACCAUGUUGUGAUACUUUAGUCAAACAAUUGUGAUACUGAAUUAUAAAGCAAAAUAAAAUCAUUGAGGUUUAGUAUGAAAAAUUAUUCUUCUUUGUUUACAUCCAUCUGAGAUUAAUUACUUAUCAAAAGUAAAAUAAGAGGUAGUGUCAUUCCUUUAUAUAUAUAUGGAAAUGUCAGUUGUUGCUGGUUAUGGAAAUUACAUUUCUGCUUUGCCCAGAAAGUCACACUGAAAGAUGACCCAAUGAAUAAGAGGUUGACAAGACUUCUGGAGUGUAAGGAAAAUGAUUUAGGGUUGACAUGUAGAAAACAAAUUGACAGCUGACCCAGCAGUCCACCAGCAGAAGAACUGCAGCAGAAGAACUGCAGCACAGUGUUUAAUAUGCUCAAGACAGCAUAAAUCUUCCAGGAGGCAAGCAGCUGCACUUUAUUCCAGAUGGAGCCUUUGUAUUGUUUUCAUAUUCAGCUUGAUACACAAUGAGCUGUACUAAUUGAUUAAAUGGCAUUACAGCCUCUAAUUAAAAUGCCUCAGGACACUAAACCAACAGGGACUAGACUAAAUUUAUAUUUGAAAAUACCAGUCUCACCAUAUUGUCAUAUUAGAGAGGUGUUUGUUUUUUUCUUCAGGAAUAUAAUGAGGAGAAGCUUUCUUGAUGGCUUUCUAAUAGUAUUUGUCUUUAAUUUUAACUUUGAUUUUAACUUUUUAUGUUUCGUCCUUGCUGAGACUUUCCUGCGAGGCUUUUGGGGGAGCGGGAUGAGUCCCGAAACAAGCUUCGUUUUGGCAGAACUGUCCUCGCUUGGGGAAUGCCUCCACAAGUUUUUCCAAACACUGUCAGCCUGGCGACUCCGUCUGGUUUCCGAGCCUUCACCGACACUGUGUGGCAGAGGAAGGAACAGCAAGGGCUUUGCUUAAAGCUGCUGGAGUCUAGCGAAAGUAAAGCGCCAGAGUUUGCAUUGCAGUGUGGAAGAACCAUCACAUGCGGACAGUUACCAACUAUUUCAUAGUGAAUCUUUCUCUGGCUGACAUUCUGGUCACAAUUACUUGUCUUCCAGCAACUUUAGUUGUGGACAUCACAGAAACGUGGUUCUUUGGGCAGACCCUCUGCAAAGUGAUUCCCUACUUACAGACAGUUUCAGUCUCUGUGUCUGUACUAACACUCAGCUGCAUUGCUUUGGAUCGAUGGUAUGCAAUUUGUCACCCUUUGAUGUUUAAAAGCACAGCCAAGCGAGCAAGGAACAGCAUUAUAAUUAUCUGGAUUGUGUCCUGCAUCAUAAUGAUUCCUCAGGCUAUUGUUAUGGAGUGCAGCAGUGUGUUCCCAGGAUUAGCCAAUAAAACCACCUUGUUCACAGUGUGUGAUGAGCACUGGGGAGCUGAGGUUUACCCCAAAAUGUAUCACACGUGCUUUUUUCUGGUGACAUACAUGGCACCACUGUGUCUUAUGGUGUUGGCCUAUUUGCAGAUAUUUCGAAAGCUGUGGUGUCGCCAGAUCCCAGGAACUUCUUCUGUUGUUCAGAAAAAAUGGAAGCCUCUGCAGCCCUCAGCACAGCCCCGAGGGCUGGGACAAUCAACAAAGUCAAAGAUUAGUGCUGUGGCAGCUGAAAUAAAACAGAUUCAUGCAAGAAGGAAAACAGCACGUAUGCUAAUGGUUGUCCUCCUGGUUUUUGCGCUUUGUUAUCUACCAAUUAGCAUCCUCAAUGUCUUGAAAAGGGUUUUGGGGAUGUUUAAUCAUGCUGACGACAGAGAAACUGUGUAUGCCUGGUUCACAUUCUCACACUGGCUUGUAUAUGCAAACAGUGCAGCCAAUCCUAUUAUUUAUAACUUCCUCAGUGGGAAAUUUAGAGAAGAAUUUAAAGCAGCAUUUUCCUGUUGCAUCUUUGGCAGCCACCAUGACGAACGGUUCACCAGAGGUCAUGCCAGUACAGAGAGUCGGAAGUCCUUGACCACCCAGAUCAGCAAUUUUGAUAAUGUUUCAAAACUUGCAGAACACGUUGUAUUGACCAACAUAAAUACAAUCCCAUCAAAUGAUAUUCCAGCUGUGCUCAACCCAUCAAAAUCAAUGGAACUGCAUCUCCACAUACCAGGAAUGAACAUGACUUCAAACAUAGAUGAAGCCAUGACAGUUUCUGCAGAAGACACUCUCAACACAGAGAAUGUAGAGUGGGAUAAAUUCAUCCCUAGCAUAACAAAACUUACCUCGAUGGAGUUACAGCAAGGAUGACUUUGGCUCAAUACACUACAAACAACAGUGUGGCACAUGCUUUUAGGUGUGAUACAGACUACAAUAACUGGACAAAGGGAUUCCUUCAAAAUAACUGCCUAUUCUAUUUUUUCUCAGUCUUACAGAAACCUACUUACCUCAGUAUGAGCUAAAGAACACGUCUUUACAAGUCUUUUUAAAGAUUGUAUUGUAUCAUACUUUGUAAAUACUGUAGAUAUUUAUUUUUAUAUAUUUUAGAUGCUGUGGAACGUUCUAAAAUGUAUCAUAUAAAGAAAUCUAAAUAUUUGAAAAAAGUCUCAAACAUCAUUUAUUUAUAUCCUCUUUCUAUAAAUGAUUUCUAUAAAUUCUAUGUUCAUUAUGGAACUUUCACUUCAGAUUGAUUUGGCAAGAGUCCACGUUACUUUUCCAAGCACAGAUAUGCUUCUGAAGUGUGAACCCAAAGUGCUGAAAGUCACAGAUGUUUUCAUAAAUUUACACUAAAAGCCUUUCUUUUUUUCUUCAGACUUGAGUGCCUAAAAAGUAACUAUCUAAAUAAAACUUAUGUGAUGCUCAAUGGUGCUAUAGGCUCAAAAUUCCUGCUCAGGCCAAUAGGAAUAAGAAGUGUCAGCACCCCCGAAGGACAGCACAUUUUAACUUUUGUCGGUCAUUUUAGUCCAUAAUAUCUGCAAGUGUUGUUCCAGAAGAUCUCUGAAGAUCUUUGGAAAACAUUGGUUAUCUUUCUUGUUUUCUUGAUUUCUCUCUCAACUGCCAUUUGAUAUUAAAAUUAAAAAUAUACAAUCAAUUAACAAAUCUAUAUGCCAAGAAAAUGUUGACUUUUUCAACAAUUGAAAUAAAAUAUUUAUCUCUGGAAAUUAUAGAGGUGAUAUCUCUUUGGACUGAUAGAUAAAGCGCUCACUCAUACAUUUUCCAAUUAUGGGAUAAUCUCCCUGGCCUGGGGCUUCCUACUAUGUAUUGCAAUUUUUCUUUUAAAGGAUGGUGCAUCACUGGAGACUUAGUCUACUAGAUGAAUGUGGCCUAUGGGUUAGAAAAAGGCUAAUCUGUCAGAAUUACCCUGUGGUACUACUCUUGCAUUUCAGUUCAGAUUUUUCAAAAGAAAGGGUAAGAUGGGAGGGAGGAAUUGCUUUUCCCUAAAAACCAUUUGACAUAGAAAAAAGUCUUACGUAUUCAAAUGUUUCUACAAAGCCAAUUAUUCACAGACUAGAUGUUAUUUGAAUAACUUAUGUAAAUAUUUUUUCUAGGUUUUGCUUUGAGCUAAUGUCAUGCAAUGUACUAUCUAUCAUGGCAGCUAUAGUUUUAUGAAGUGCUUAAUCACUUUAUGUUUUAGCCUCCCCCAGCAGCUGUUUUACUUGACAUUGUUGCAAUUGCUCCAUGUUUACAUUGGUGUUGAAAGAAAAAAAAAAUGCAUUUGUUUAUAUAUUAAAGUUUUCUGUUAAAAGAGAAAAAGGAGAAUACUCUUUUCCAAUUAAAAAAAAAAAUAAUGAGAAAUAUCUAAAUGGAAAGAAUGUUUAAAUAUCAAAUAAAAUAAUAGGAAUUUCUAUAUUUCUCUGUAUAAGCUUAAUAUUUGAGUAUAGCUAUUAUGUCAAUGUUAUUUCAAGAAAUUAUUUUACUUUGUCUCUUCUAAGAAAAGAAAACCCAAAUAAUUGUGGAAAGCACAGCAGGAUUUGAUUUUUUAGCUAUUGCAGUUCCUUUACCAUUAGAAGGCUAUUUUUGCUCUUCAACCACAGAUAAUAUAGAAUUUUUAAAAUGGGAAACAAGAUAUACUUUUUUCUAUAUAAUUUGAAAUGAUUGAAGAAACAGCUGCUGAAUUAAAACAUUACAGAAAUAGGAAAAUGGAAUUUGAAAAGUCCUCUAAGUUUUUCUUCUGUUUUCAUAUAAGCAAGUAAAAAUUAAAAAAAAAAUAAUUAAAACUAGUAACUAGAUGCAAAAUAAUUAUCAGCAAUCAUUUAUUUGAGACAUAAAAUGUCAAUUAAGCCCAAAUUUUGGAAGGCUACACUUUAAUUUCAGAAAAUGUAUUUUUAGCUUUUCCUUGAAGAGAGAAAGAACGCAGAAAGUACCUGGUUAUCCAAGAAAACCUGGACAGCAUAGAAGGGGAGUAGGUAUCCUUUUCAAACAUAAAAGGUCACAGGUCACACAUAAAAGAUGAGCAAAAUUCUUAUGCCUUGUCAGGUGUGUUGCUCAGAUCCCUGUGAGAUUAACAGGGAGGGAAAGAGUACAGUAUUUCUCACCUGGGCCAGGACAUAAGGAACUAAAACAACAAUGUUAGUGAUACUCUUGGAAAAGUCCUAAUUAGCAUCUUUCUAAAGGGGGGUGAACACCACCUGCCAACACAACUUGUCUUCUUUUUGUUGCUACCUUAAUGCCAGUGGGAUAAAUUGUGUUAGUUAAGUCGGUUCUGUGGCAAGAACAUCAUUAAAGGUCAAUGGCAGUUUUGGGCUCUUGCAGGUCUUCUGUGCCAUCUUAGAAAUGGAGGUUCUGGCCUUAAUUUUCUCUUUUGUAACAGAAAAUGUCUCUUUUGCUCUCUUUUUUCUCUUUUCUUGUUUUCACUUAGAUCUCCAAAAUUAAAAUAUUCCAACAUUUUUAGGAAUUUCUUUUAGCCAUAAUUUUAACUUAACAGUAGUUUUUAUGUAAAGAAAAUAAAUAAAAAAUGAGACAUUAACAAACAAUUCUGGAUGUUCCUCUGGACAGUUUUUGUUGAGUAAAUAGCAUAUCUUUCAGAUACAAAUGAUACAAUCAGAGCUUAUCUAAGAUUUGAAAUUGUAAGGAUAGCUAAAGAGUGUUAACUAAGGACUGGGAACUUCCAUGGUUAUCAAGCUAAAAAUUGGUUAAAUAUGGUUAUCAAGAUAAAGAUUUGGUUAUUUUAAUGAAAAGACUUUUCAUUCAAAAAUUUCUGGAUUCUACGAAAUAAAUAUUUUUGAUGCAAA